Oryza brachyantha (malo sina) is the source of this 1033-nucleotide messenger RNA. RefSeq names its product protein RTE1-HOMOLOG. Bases 228 to 842 code for a protein of 204 amino acids. The transcript is spliced from 4 exons. Gene Ontology annotation, biological process: response to ethylene; regulation of ethylene-activated signaling pathway. The record is from RefSeq and is a predicted model, not a curated record. Gene Ontology annotation, cellular component: Golgi apparatus; endoplasmic reticulum. Lineage: Eukaryota; Viridiplantae; Streptophyta; Magnoliopsida; Poales; Poaceae.
CAGCAGGGGGCAGCCGGCGGGAUCGGCGGGGCAAGCGGAGGCCGGCGGGAUCGACGCGGCAGGCCGGCAGCGCAAAGCGGAGAGCGGCCGUGGAGGCGCCGGCAGCCGGGCUUCAUUUCCCCCUUUCUUGAUCUGAUUACCAAGAACCGUGAAGCUGAUUGCCUGAUUAACGAGAAGCGGAAAAAAAAAGGAUUCAAUUUCUAACAAGACAGUUCUUCAGUGCCCUGAUGGAAACCUACCGAAGUCAGCCUGGUCCAAUUGACCCAAGAAGAGCUCGCUUUCCUUGUUGUAUAGUAUGGACACCAUUGCCAUUAAUCUCAUGGUUGCUUCCCUUUAUUGGUCACAUUGGCAUCUGCAGAGAAGAUGGUGUAAUUUUGGAUUUCGCUGGGCCCAAUUUUGUAUCAGUUGAUAACUUUGCGUUUGGAGCAGUUGCACGAUAUAUUCAAGUAAAUACUGAUGAGUGCUACAAGCUUCUCGAACCUGAAGGGGCGGCGACAUGGGAUGACGCGCUGAAGAAAGGUGUUCAGGAGUUCCAGCACAGGAGCUACAGCCUGUUCACCUGCAACUGUCACUCCUUUGUUGCGAACAAUCUGAACCGGCUGUUCUACUCCGGCCAUGACAAAUGGAAUGUGGUCAGCCUGGCAGCUGUGAUGUUCCUACGGGGCAGCUGGGUGAGCACAGCAUCUGUGCUAAAAACAUUCUUGCCGUUUGCCUUGGUGCUCACCAUUGGCACUCUCCUUGGAGGCACGGCAUUCCUUGUUGGCUUGCUUGCUUUCGCUGCAGUGAUGACCGGCUGGUUCCUUGUGGGUACCUACUGCAUCAAGAGCCUUAUAGAGUUGUAGCAGUAGUACAUUGGAUUGGACUAUGGUUUGGGUCUCCUUGUGAUUAAUGGGUGCGUGCCUCUCAUUUUUAUAUCUUGCUGUGAGAUUGAUUAUUGACUGGAGACCUUCUGUUCCACGAAUUAUGUUUUGGUCUAUGCUCAGAUUGAAACAUUCCUGGUUCUUCAAUUGCAUUUACUGAACCAUUGAUAAAA